AAACAAGGAAACUAUACUCUAUACUAUAUUACUCCUAUGUAGCAAGGAGAAAAAGUAGGGGAAAGUGUAAGAAAGAAGACCCUUCUUUUGUUCUUGUAAGCUGCAUCUCCCAGUACAAAGUACCCCAUCAUCCAUCUCUCUCUCUCUCUCUCUCUCCCUCUCCCUCUCUCUCUGUCUCUCUCAAAUGUACAAACCCUAAUUCCCAAUUCUACAAACGGUGUGUUUGUGGUGAUUGAUGUUGGAAAUGAGCAAAGAUCGCCCACCUGAGCCUCUUGAUUUCUUCAUUUGGACUGUUGAGGAUGUAGGUUUGUGGUUGGAAGAGAUAAAUCUUGGCACUUAUCGUCCAAUUUUCAAGGAGCAUGGUGUAAACGGAGAAUAUUUGGAAGGCAUGUCCAUGUUUACGACGGAACAAAUACUUCGGUUUAUAAGACGCUGUCACAUGAAAUGGGGGGAUUUCAUAACACUCUGCAAGGAACUCAGGCGAAUAAAAGUGGCUUGCUUGAAGGGAGAGCAAAAAGUUCGCCGCCCUUGGUGGGCUCCUUCUUGCCUCUCUAUAGUAUUCAUCAAGGCUGCAAAACGCAACAGGCAAGCACGAGUCGUCUCCUUGAAACUGGAAGCGUGAUAUUGAACCUGCCUAUGCGUGCUUACCUUUUGUUAUAUAUAUAUAAGUAUAUUAGGGGCAAAACAGACAAGUAGGAUAUAGCCUCUCUAUAAUUUUCCCUUUAAUUUUCCCCGUAUGUAGAGUUUGCCAUGUUGGUGCUGUUUUUGUUCUUAAAUAGAGAACUUUCUUUUGUGCAAGCCCUUGUAUAUUUCUUUGUUUGUUGAACAUGUAACUCUGUUGUUAGCCCCAAACUAUAGUGGAAAAAGAAUAUAUAAUAGAAUGGUGCACAAUUAUUUUCUCCCCAAA
Daucus carota subsp. sativus is the source of this 907-nucleotide messenger RNA. RefSeq lists its product as uncharacterized. Gene Ontology annotation, molecular function: protein binding. The transcript has 4 exons. The record is from RefSeq and is a predicted model, not a curated record. Bases 236 to 622 code for a protein of 128 amino acids. Lineage: Eukaryota; Viridiplantae; Streptophyta; Magnoliopsida; Apiales; Apiaceae.